Molecule: messenger RNA, 325 nt
Organism: Canariomyces notabilis
Lineage: Eukaryota; Fungi; Ascomycota; Sordariomycetes; Sordariales; Chaetomiaceae
Exons: 2
Source: RefSeq, a predicted model, not a curated record
UGGCUACUACCCCCAGGCUCCCCCACAGGCCUACGGUCCUCCGCCGCCGGGCGGAGGCUACCCGCCUCAGGGCUACCCACCCGCCCAACAGCCGAUGCAAUACCAGGAGGCGCCGCCUCCCAGGGAGGAGAAGAGUCACGGCUGCUUCUACACCUGCAUUGCCACCCUUUGCUGUUGUUGGGUGUGCGGAGAGACGUGUGAAUGCUGCUUGGAAUGCUUUGAUGUUUGCUGCUGAGCGGCUGCGUGGGACUUGUUUGGAUACUACAAUGGCGCAUAGAGAGGGUAUUGGGGUCUUUGGGAAGUCUAGGCUGUUCAUAAAGACACU